Molecule: messenger RNA, 312 nt
Organism: Ostrinia nubilalis (European corn borer)
Lineage: Eukaryota; Metazoa; Arthropoda; Insecta; Lepidoptera; Crambidae
Gene: Det
Product: baculoviral IAP repeat-containing protein 5-like
Exons: 2
Coding region: 1-312 (103 amino acids)
Source: RefSeq, a predicted model, not a curated record
AUGGCUGAGGCUGGUUUCUAUUCAGUUGCAACAGGCGAAGAUGAUGCUGAUGCUGCGAAGUGUUUCCUGUGUGGUAAAGAGUUGGAUGGGUGGGAAGCUAGUGACGACCCUUGGGCGGAACAUAAGAGCCACGCAGCGAAGUGCGCGUUUGUGCAAAUAGGCAAGAAAGAAGACGAUCUCUUGCUUUCAGAAUUUCUAUCAAUUGUAAAACAAUACAUGAUAAAUGAAACUAAACGGAUUUCAGAAGUAGCUAAAGAGCAGAUUGAUGAGAAAGCUAAACUUGUGAAGAGACGGUGCCUCGGAAGGAAGUGA